Molecule: messenger RNA, 1589 nt
Organism: Solea solea (common sole)
Lineage: Eukaryota; Metazoa; Chordata; Actinopteri; Pleuronectiformes; Soleidae
Gene: parla
Product: presenilin associated, rhomboid-like a
Exons: 10
Coding region: 31-1209 (392 amino acids)
Cellular component (GO): membrane
Molecular function (GO): serine-type endopeptidase activity
Source: RefSeq, a predicted model, not a curated record
CCGGAAGUUUGUUUCAUAAACAUCACAAAAAUGGCGUGGAGAGCUUGUGUGAUGAUGAACUGGACCAAAACAGACUUCGUCAGGACCAGAAACACUGCGUCACAAAGCUGCAGACUCAAUCUCUGCAACCAACAGAGAUGUGGUUUUCGUCGCGAGGCCAAAAGGCCGGACACAAAGAAGGGCAAUGUCAGUAAGGAAACAAACCCUUCACCCCAUGAAGCUAACACACCAGGUCCCCCACCUCGUCCCGUGACCCCCAGGAUUACCCUCUUCAAACCGCUAAUGUUCACCAUAGGGUUUACAGGUUGCUCCUUUGGUGCUGCUGCCAUUCUGCAGUACGAGAACCUGAGGUCAAGGAUUCAGACUGCAAAAGAUAAAGAGGAGACAGAGCAACUCUUACAAGGUUCCCAGGACAUGGCAUACUGGCAUGACUGGUGGAACCAGUUGUCAGGCAUGCAGCGGCAGCUCAUCCUCGUCAUGUCCAUGAUGGAUGACUUCUGGAGCAGCCUCACAGAGGGACAGAAGACUGUCACAGGCAUCAUUGCAGUGAAUGCUGUGGUCCUGUGUUUGUGGCGAAUCCCGUCAAUGCAGAGAAGCAUGAUUAAGUAUUUCACUUCCAACCCAGCCUCCAAAACACGCUGCCUUCCCAUGGUCCUGUCCUCCUUCAGCCAUUACUCCAUCAUCCACAUGGUGGCUAACAUGUAUGUCCUGUGGACAUUCUCCUCUGGAAUUGUCUCGCUCUUAGGGAAGGAGCAGUUUCUCGCUGUCUACCUGUCUGCCGGUGUGAUUUCCACCAUGGUCAGUUACGUGUGUAAAGCAGCCUCUGGACGUCUCUAUCCAUCAUUAGGAGCUUCUGGUGCUGUGAUGGCGGUGCUGGCCGCAGUCUGUACAAAAGUGCCGGCGGCUAAACUUGGCAUUAUCUUCCUCCCCAUGGUGACUUUAACAGCAGGAAGUGCUCUGAAAGCACUUGUUGCCGUAGAUGCAGCAGGGCUUUUACUGGGAUGGCGGCUCUUUGACCACGCAGCUCACCUCGGCGGAGCCCUCUUUGGAGUAUGGUAUGUGGCAUAUGGUCACAAACUCAUCUGGCGAAAGAGGGAGCUUUUUAUAAAGUUCUGGCAUGACAUACGUUCUCCUGGAGGUGGGGGAUCCAGGCCUGGAGGCGGAUCUGGAGCCAGUGGUGGUGAUGGUGGAGGACCAAGACCACAAUAAUUCUUGACAUGGUCCCUCGUGUACCUCAGAAUAUGCAAAGACAUUUUAACCGUUGGGAUGGAGGAGGUUUAUCGUUUAUCAGUGAAUAUAGUUUUGGAAAACAGGUGACGGUGACAAGUCACCCCUUCAAACUAACAGUAUGACUGUCCUACCUCUUCAUAAUGUAAAGCUCUUUAACCUUCAUCCUAACUGUUAGUUUUCUACUGGUCAUUUAAUUAAAUCUGCUUAUGUUGCUAUUUAUUAUUUUUAUUUUGUGAAAAAAAUCAUUGUCAUUUAACUACUGCUCCAUCCAUUGCCAUUAGUUGCCUUGAGUUAGCCAAACAUCCUGUUGUGGAUUUUCUAUAAUGGUUUGACAAUAAACCAUAAAUGUUCCUCAGACA